AUGCAAAACAUUAUUCUCGCCGCGCCACUUGCCCGCCGCUUUGCCACUGGCUAUCAACUGCUAACUAAUACUUGUGUAGCGAGCAGCUCGUUCCAAAAAUACAAAGUAAAGUCGGAUAUGGCGAAACUAUUUAUCGGCGGAUUGGCUUGGCACACAGAGGAGACUACCCUCCGCCAAAAAUUCGAGGAGUAUGGCGCUGUCGAAGAAGCGGUGGUUGUAAAAGAUCGAGACACUGGUCGCAGUCGAGGCUUUGGCUUCGUCCGGUACACAAAUGACGCCGAUGCCCAGAAGGCGAUCACGGCGAUGAACAACAUUGAGUUUGACGGACGGACUAUCCGCGUCGACCGAGCAUCAGACACUGGUCCGAGAGGAGGCUUCCCCGGACGCGGUGGUCCCGUUGGUUACGGCCCGAGGGGAGGCUAUGGCGGACCCCAACAUAUGCAGGGUGUCCCAUAUGGCGUCCCGCCGCAGGGCUACGCAAUGUCAGGACCACCCAUGUACGGCCAGUCGUAUGGUCGCGGUGGCUACCCUCCCCAGGGUCAGUAUGGUGGACAGCCAGCUCCAGAGAUGGAUUGGCACACGAUUGACGAGGGCAAUGGAAACAGCCUAUGUGGUUGCGAGAAAAGCGUUGUACUAACGGGUGUAUUCAUAGGUUGGGGACAACCGAUGUACGGCUACCCUGACAUGCAGCAGCAAGCCCCUCAGGGGCAACAGGCACCUCAGCAGCCUUCGCAACAACCGCCGCAAGGUGGCCAAGGUUACUAA
Sporothrix schenckii 1099-18 is the source of this 765-nucleotide messenger RNA. RefSeq lists its product as uncharacterized. Gene Ontology annotation, molecular function: RNA binding. The record is from RefSeq and is a predicted model, not a curated record. The coding region runs from base 1 to 765 and encodes 254 amino acids. The transcript is spliced from 5 exons. Lineage: Eukaryota; Fungi; Ascomycota; Sordariomycetes; Ophiostomatales; Ophiostomataceae.